Molecule: messenger RNA, 2519 nt
Organism: Anthonomus grandis grandis
Lineage: Eukaryota; Metazoa; Arthropoda; Insecta; Coleoptera; Curculionidae
Product: zinc finger protein 436-like
Exons: 13
Coding region: 127-2058 (643 amino acids)
Biological process (GO): regulation of transcription by RNA polymerase II
Cellular component (GO): nucleus
Molecular function (GO): DNA-binding transcription factor activity, RNA polymerase II-specific; zinc ion binding; RNA polymerase II cis-regulatory region sequence-specific DNA binding
Source: RefSeq, a predicted model, not a curated record
GUCAAUACUGUCAAAGCCAUCUGUCACUGUCAUCUUAGCUCCUUGACAUUUGUGUUUGUUUAUUUACUUAAAUCCUCUAAUUUGUAUAUCCCUUGAUUUGUAAAAUACCUAUAAAGUAUUUAAAAAAUGAGUAAAACUGCCACUACGGAACGAAGUUUUAAGGGCUUAAAUGAUACCACUGAGGACUUAACUCCUCUCUGUAGGACAUGCCUUCGGAAAAAGGACGACAUGAAGUUCCUCCCUCUUAACUUGGAGCAAAUGAAUUCAAUACUGCAAAGGCUAAUGUUCUUAUUAAAUGUUGAAAUAACAUUAGCGGAAAAGACCCCAAUGUACUUAUGCAGUACUUGUGAGGAAUAUAUUAACAUUAGCUAUAAUUUUAAGGAACAGUGUAUCCAAUCGAAUGAUUAUAUACAGAAUUGGGUGAGCUUGAAAGAUUCAGAUUUAUUGCCGUUUGAAGAUGAGGUUAAAGAUCAUAUUGUGGAUAAAAGUGAUUUAAUAGAACAACAAUGUUCAUCUUGUAACACAACAUUUAAAACCUUUAAAGAUGUCCAUUUGAAUCACAGUGCUUCCCUUUGUCAUCUUUGUAAGUUCCAAACAUUAGGAACUGGUUUAGACUCUAGACAAAUUGAGAUGUCUAAUGAGUGUGAUGAUGACCCUUUAAACCUUGAUUGCCAAGACUCUAAAGAUGAUUUGGGAGUAAAGUACCAACAGAGGUUGCGGUUAAAGCAGUAUAGCCCCGAGGAAAUUAGAAACAUUGUAGAUGCAGUUAAAAAAAAGUACUAUAAACAUGUGACUUGUAAGAUAUGUAAGUUUACUGGGGCAGAAAAUAGGAAUUUAUCAGUCCAUAUUGGACGGGUUCACAGUGAAAUAAAACACAUGUGGUGUUCAAUUUGCAAUGAGACUUUCCCAGAUCUGAACCAGCACCAUGAAGAGGUUCAUAGUGACGAUUUAAAAUGCCCACUUUGUGGUAAAAACAGGAGGAACAUGGGCAAAUUUGUUGAGCACAUGAGUUAUCAUACAGCAAGUCGCUUUUUUCAAUGCUCUAUUUGUGGAAGCAGUUACAACUUUUUAAGGCAACUAAAGAGGCAUCAGCUUCUCCAUCAUAGGGUUCAAAGGGCACCAGAGAAAACAGUUAAAAAAUCAGUUACCGAGCCUGAAAAGUGCUCAGUCAAAGUAAAGUAUUUGUGCCCUCAUUGUGGAAAACAGUUUACUGCCAACCAUAAACUUGUGGUACACAUUCGGUCCCAUACAGGUGAGGCCCCGUACCAAUGUGGCUUCUGUGAUAAAAGAUUUAAAGUGAGAGCUCAUUAUUUAAUGCACGAGAGGACACAUACAGGGGAAAAGCCUCAUAAAUGUACAUUUUGUGAUAAGAGUUUUGCUCAAAGUAGUACCUUGAAAACUCAUUUAAUUAUUCAUACUGGAAAGAAAAUUGAAUGUACGAUAUGCCGAAAGACUUUCUGUAGGGCUGCUCAGUUACGGUUGCAUAUGAGGGAGCAUACAGGUGAAAAACCGUACAAAUGUGAAACCUGCAGUCAAACCUUCAAGCAAAAAAGCCACCUGGUAGAACAUUCCAAGAGACAUUCGGACGACAGACCAUUCGAAUGCAGUUUUUGCGGGAAGAGUUUCAAAAAUCAAUACACGAUGAAAGUACACGAGCAAAUCCAUACAGGUGACAAACCGUUUCAAUGUUCCCAAUGUACGUACGCAUGUAGACAGGCCUACUCUUUAACCCAACACAUGAAACAACAUGAAAAUGACAAGCCUCAAGGCCAUAACCCACACGUGUGUCACGUAUGUCAAAAGUCUUAUGUCACGUUGGCACAUUUGUUCACUCACAUGAGAAGAUACCAUCCGAAUAUUAUACUGACCAACCAAACAGAGGAGCCUUUACCUUCAGAUCCAGAUGACCCCCCAGAAGAAGAAGAAGAAGAAGAAAAUCCCUAUAUUCCAAUGGAAAUUAAAGUUUUAGAAAACAAUGACUUUAUCCCUGAGGAAAGUGGAACUACAUCUAACCAGGUUGAGGAAUCACCGAUGUUAGAAUUUACAGUAUUAGAUUAGGAAAAUAUGAAAUUUAAUUUUAAUUGUCUUUGUUAGCUUUCACAAGCUGUAAGUAGCUUUAUAGAUGAACUGUUAUGGUUUUCAUCGUACAUUAGGAUCGAUCGAUUGAAUUUAUGUUUUAUUUAAGAAACAAACACAAAUUUUUAAUAAAAAAUUUUCGUAGUACGACCCUGAUUGUAAUGUCGCUUGUCAGUCAAUUGAUGUUUAACUCAUGCUUCGUCUGUCAAAACCGAUUUGUUGACAUACAGGGUCGUAAUGAGGCGAGAAAAAUAAUGAAAUUUAAUUUUAUUUAAUCGAUGUAUUUGUUUAUACAUUUUAAGGAAAAAUAUGCUACUGUAUGUAUUUUCUAGUCUAUCCUCUAUGCGUCUUUGCACUAGAUAUAUCACAACUAGGUUGACUUGUACUGGAUUUGUGGGUCCUAAAAUGAAAAAAAAAAUGUAUAUAUAUUAUAUGGAAAUUAA